Molecule: messenger RNA, 4634 nt
Organism: Sarcophilus harrisii (Tasmanian devil)
Lineage: Eukaryota; Metazoa; Chordata; Mammalia; Dasyuromorphia; Dasyuridae
Gene: CIPC
Product: CLOCK interacting pacemaker
Exons: 5
Coding region: 633-1838 (401 amino acids)
Biological process (GO): negative regulation of DNA-templated transcription; negative regulation of circadian rhythm
Cellular component (GO): nucleus
Source: RefSeq, a predicted model, not a curated record
GGGAACGGGGCAGAGCUGGGAAAGCGGCGGGAUUCACGAUGCGGAGAAUGUUAAAGGGCCAGCCGGUGGAGUCAAGGAAGGGGGUGGGGGGCAAAGAGAGAGAGUCGGAGACCUGGGUUUGGGGAUCGAAUCCCAUCCUGUGUGACCUUGGGCAAGUCGCUUAACUCGUCUGGACCGCCUUGCACCUGUAGAAUAAAGGAGUUUCCAUAAGCGCUCCUUAAGCUUUCGAUCUUGUAAAAAAAAAAAAAAAAGUUACGGCGAUAGGGAAGCGUAAGGUGUCGGAGAGCAGGGAAAGGCCAAGAAAGAAGGAAGACUUGAGGUCGAGGAGAAAGUGGGAGGACGAGUGUGGAUCCAAAUAAGCUGACACACGCACACAUCACUUUGUUUGAUGCUGAGAAAUGGGCAUUCCCUGCCCAGGAGGAAAGGCUGGCGAGGCCGGCAGCUUCAUUCACACGAGGAAAAGGAGACUCCGAGAGAUAUUCCAGGGCAGUGGAUAGAGCAUCGGGCUUGGAAUUAGGAGGGACCCAUCUUACUGUGUUCAAGUCCAGUGUCAGAUACUUACUAGUUAUAUGACCCUGGGGUUGUCCAGAUGGAAAGGAUGUUGAUGAACUGGCUUCCUGCACAGUGAGAGUAUGGAGAGAAAAGACCCACCCAGAAGCAGCCCAAGAAGGCUGUUGGCUAAACUCAGCAAAGUAAUGGAGAAGAAACAAAUGGCUCAUCAUUUCAACAUGGCAGCUGCUGAGUCAGAUAAGGACUCUGGAUUUUCAGAUGGAAGCUCAGAAUGCUUAAGCUCUGCAGAACAAAUGGACGCAGAGGAUAUGCUGAACACUCUAAACUGGCAUGGAGAAGAUGGACCCCGACACAACUCCACAAUAGCAAGUAAUUCCUUUCCAGCUCUGUCUUCUAUGGUUGUCAUGAAGAAUGUGUUGGUCAAACAGGGAAGAAAUUCAUCCCAUCUCCAGUCUUGGACUGUCCAGCCCUCUUUUGAAGUGAUUUCAGCUCAGCCACAGCUAGUAUUCCUUCAUCCAUCUGUGCCGCCUCCUGUUAGUCCAUAUCCUGCUGGUGAGAAGAAAAAUGACUCCAGAAACUACUUGCCUAUUCUAAACUCUUUCACCAAAAUAGCUCCACAUCCAGGCAAGAGGGGCCUUGCCCUAAACCCAGAAGAAAGAGGAGAAACUGGUAUGCAGAAACGAGUUUGUACAGAGAGACACAGGACAAGUUUGUUUUCCGUUGGGUCAAUCAAGACUAAUAUUUUGUCAUCAAAUUCUUCUCCAGUGCCACCCAACACAAAACUUGCUCAGGAGUCAGUUCAGCAGAAUUUGUCACCCUUGGUGGCCAGUAGAAGUCUACAGACAGUUCCUGAUAGUCCAGCAGCAUCUAGCAGCCAUAUGGCUAAAGCUCCAAAUCUGGCCUUUGCUUCCCCUGCUAGCCCCCUUGGCUCAUCUGAUAGCACUUUGCACGGAUUAGAGAGUCCCAUGACACUUUCGGCAUUAUCCGCUCCUUAUGGUCCACCUGGAGCAGGAGACCAGCUCUGCCACCCUUCAGAACCUUUCCCUGAGCAACGGCAGAGCAAGCAUAGGCGCUUCAGGAACACCCUGGUCAUCUUGCAUAGAUCUGGCUUAUUGGAGAUCACUUUGAAAACCAAGGAAUUGAUUCGUCAGAACCAGGCAACACAGAUUGAACUGGAUCGACUAAAAGAACAAACCCAGCUCUUGCUGGAGGCCACAAGGGGCAAUGCUCCUCAGGCUUGGGCCGAAUUACAAGCAUCUUUAACAUCUGUGUCCAGUCCAACUGGAAGUCACUUUGAGGUGUUAUCUGCUCAUACAAACUUAGCAUAGGAGACAUGUUUUGCCAUCGUUUGAAGUGAAUCUAGUGAUUGACUGACAUUUGCUUCUGUCCCCUGAAGCUUCUAGAGAAGCUUUAUUUUUGUUUUAUAGUUUAACAGUAUGCCUAAAGAUUCACUUGUGAGAGCACCUAGCAUUCAUUGGCUCUUGUGGCUAACCUGUACAUGUCCAUAUUAUGUCAUACUUCAGCAGAAACCUCAGGUUGGAGCUGUCCCUGAACUCUAGUAGUAAAAAUCAAGUAGUAGAAAAAAGAGACACAUGCAGUGGGGAUAGAAAGGAUUAUUCUUCUGAGCUGUCCUAGCAAUUACCCCCUCAUCAUCCCACUCAUUAAGCAGGCUUACAGGCACACAGUGGGGGAGAAAUACACACACACACACAUACAUAUACACAGAGUGGGUCCUAUAGCAUCUAUAAGAUUGAAGAUUAGGAAACUUAGUUUAAUGGAUCUUUGCUGACUUGUCUUAAUCACAUAUAAAAACGAGUGGAUGUGUGUCUGCAUUAUUGCUGUAUUUCAUAGAUAGAAUGCCACUUGGUCCAAACCCUCAAUUCCUUUGGUACAUAAUAUGCAAAGCAGCCUAACCACUUAAGAUUUCAUUGUCUUGAACUGGAGAAUUGAGGUGAAACUGUAAUAGUAUUAAACUGACAUUAAUUAUAGAUUUUUACUUACAAAUCAGAUUGCUCUACAUCAAGAUCUCACACUUAAGCAAAAUAAUUUAAGAUUUCUGAAGUAUUUAGUGGGUUACAUAACAUCUAGAAUUCUCUAAUAAAAAGCUGGCAGUGGUUUUUGAUGAAUUGAUUAUUGGACUUGGUGGUCUGAAAAACUAAGAUGCUUUUGUUUGUAUCUGUCUAGUUCAAGGGGCUAUGUUUUUAUUCUCAUCAACUAUGAGAUAACUGGCUUUGUAUCAGAUCUAAAACUUCUCAUGUCAAUUUGAGGUGAUUCCCAAAGUAAAGUUUACCCUGUACUUUCCUCAUUCCCUUGAAGGUCUGAGGAGAAACAUUUUAGGCGGUAUACCUUGAAUUCUGUAAAAUUUUUCAAUUGUAAGCUUCUCUUCAGGCUUAUCACUUUCCCCUCAAAUCUUAAAACUUACAUUGCCUUCCAGUAUUAGAGAGGGUUGGGUUAUAUCAUAACAUCUUCCAUCAUCUUUUUGAGAUUACUGAAACUGCUCUAAAGACUUAGAUAGUUGAUCCUAGUUCAUAUAGAAAAGAAGAAUAUAAUCAGGUUUUUCAGACUUGGUAAAAACAAGUUUUUAUAUGAAAAAGUCUUAGACCCAGAAAACUUUUUAAUCCUUUGAUUUAAAUAUCUCAUUAUCUCGAGAUCUCAAUGUAUAGGAAAUAAUUUUCAUUAUGAAGACAACAGAAAAAUUCUCAAAGACUUCAACUUUUCAACUGUAAGGAAAUUCUUGAAAUUUAAGGAAGCUGAAGGUAAUCCUCUUUAUCUUAUAAGAAUAACUCUAACAUAAUAGAAAAUUUCAUCCUUGGGACACAGGAAAAGCACCUAUUACCACUCCCUUCCUUUGGGGUAUUCAGAAAUUAGGAUUUUGAAACAGUUGAUUUCAAAAGAAUUAUACAACAUAGAUAUUAAAAAUUCUUCUUAUACUUAUCUAUACUCACCUCUAAUCAGUGCAGAAUUUUUACCUACCUUGUAUUUUCUUGAGGAAGUUAAAUCAAGAGCAAAUUAUGGCACUGAACAGAGUUUCUUGUCCUUUGAAGAUCUUCUCUUGGCCCAACUUGCUUACUUCCUCUAAAUCUGUUUGUAUGGUACUAGAGCAGUGGUACACUGUGCACCCUGCUAAGAAAACUUCCUUUUGGCAGAUAAAUUUGGCAUUGAAGCUAUAGAGCCAGGUGCAUUCCGGAACAGCCUGGACACCACUUAUGAGCCUUACUGUUUGGCAAAACUAAAAACACUUACUGGGAACCAAAUUAAUUUCAUCAGAAAAAUCCUCAGUGGAGUUGUAAGCUUCUUGUACUCUUCCCCUAUUAAGGUUUGCAUUUUGCUUAGUGUCGUAGCAAAAGAAGAUGAAGUCUUCCAUUGAUCCUUACUACUAAAUGGAAAUAGGAAACAGAUGUGAUUCAGGAUGAUCUUUCUGUUCUAUAUCUCCCUGUCUUGAAAGUCGUAAGACAUUGUAUAGCAUAGGUUUUUCUCUAAUGAAACUGUAAGUAGCUAGAUCUGAGUAGAGAAUCUAAGCUUGGGUAGGUGGAGGGAGCUGCAUUGAAGCUAGCAAACUGGAACAGAAACCAGAUCUGCGGGUGAGAGAACGACUCUUGGGCUGAUCAGGAAGAUAUCUGCUUCAUUGGUUGGAUAAGGCUGUAAGUAGCAUUGGUCUUGCAAAUGCGUACAUGGGUCUAUUUAUGAAACAGCAAACUUUUUUUGUGAGUAAUAAGUCAAUCUUGGCUUAGACCUUAUCCAAAAGGUGCCCAAGAUGUAUUUUUGGCUCAUAGAAUUUUAGUUGUUACUAUGAACAAAGUGGAAAUGACUCUAGGAAAAAAAAUGGUGUGGGAUUAAAUUGGUUAUGGAAAUGGAAUCAAUGAAGUUUAUAAUCGAUAAUAUUUUUAUUGCUUUUUUUUCUUAACUGUAAAAUUGAUAGCUGACUCUCCCUUCCCCUCUCCUCCCAGUUUCAUGCUACCUAUAGCUAGGACAUAAUUGCUGUGCAUACAUUAAUAUGCAUAUCCAGCUAUGAAUGCUAUAAGGUAGAAAUUGAUUAACCAAUAUCUUUUGGGAGAAGGAUGCAAUUUUGCAGAAAUUGACUUGACUGUGAAAUUUGAAAGAGAAAUAAAAAUCACCUACUUGAA